AUGCGCUGUUCUGUCGGCGCGUCGGUCAGGACAACAGAUGGGGCCACAACGCUUUCCAAAGGUGGCGUCGAGCCAAUUCGACAUAUUCUCUUUCCUCCCAUCCCCGUCUGCGGCGCUAUGAAUUUUCACCUCACGAAAUUCGCUUUUUCUGUGGUGGCUGUGACAUUGCAGUACCUCAAUAUGUAUCGCACUGUUUGGUGGCUUUCUCGGCCAUGGAUUAAGUAUCCCGUGGAUAUUGAUAGCAUUGAUUACUACCUCCUGUCGUACAUCCUGCUGAUGUUCGUCAUUCCACCUGCCUACGAAGCCUUUCAACAUCUCUACUGGAGAUCUGUUACACCUCUGCGCAGUUUCAAUUGCGCUCUUGUGGGAUUUUUGGGAAUUACCCUGUGGUGCGCUCUUCAAUUCCACAUGGUAACACGUAUCAGCUAUGAUUUCUGCAUCUUUCCACGUCAGUACUUGGGCGUUCUUCUAGUUGUCUAUCAACCAAUUAUCUUCGUCAUAGUCUACUACUACGAGCCAGUAAAAAGGAUGAUUCACGUGGUUGUGGAGAAGGCGAGGUCAAUCAAUCCCCGAGAGUCCAUUCGAUUUGUCCAGUCGCAGUUAAAGUCCCUCUAUCAGACCCUGAUAUCGCGAAAGAUGCUUCAGCAGUACUUUAGUCCGUGUACCCCACGGUCCAAGGCGGGUGGUUCGCAGACAGCUCGCAUUCCGCGCUACUGCCACCUCCUACCACUUCGCUAUGCCACGGUUCAACCGCCACUUUCCAGCAACGUUCACCCCAGCACAGCGGUCACUUUCUAUACCCUCCGUCUGUCGCAUAAGCAACAGUUAGUGCCUCUGAAGCACAACUGUGUUCGAUGCUCACCCAACUCUGCAGCUAAUAUGGAAACUGCGGCACAGACAGUACGGGAGGAGGCGGAGGUGCUGUGUGCAGACUUCAAUGCGCGUUUGAUGGACACCAUAGCGGGCUCGGCUGUGGCUACCUUCUAUGCCACCAUCCUGCCCUGCUUCUUCAUCAGGCCUCGUGGACUGAGCGUGGAUCUGGUGUGGUGCAUGGGUCACGCUCUGUUGAGUGGCCUGACCUUCUUUUUGCUGCACUGGCAGUACCUCCUUCCCCCAGCCUACCUUGAUCUUCUCCAUCGCUGUGCUCUCCAUCUGGGCAGUUGGCAGGAGCUCUCACCCACCGCUCACUCCGGCUACCUCAAUUGGCAGGCCUGGUCGCAGCUACAGACGUACGCAAAGGGCGUCCACGUGAAGCAUAUCCGUGGACUCUUCCAAGCCGUGGGUGCCUCUAACGCUGCCGAACCGGGAAAUUCUUCUCAUUCAAGACUCUUUUUCUGGUUCUCCUCGCCAACGCUGGUGACCAAUGGGUUGUGCUACACGGCCGUGGUAAUCUCUCUGGGUCAGAUGUGCACACUGGAGUGGACCUUCGAGUGGUACAAACUCCUCGGUCUGGCAGCGAUGAGUCCCUUCGCGUUGCUCAACCUCUACCGCCUGUUGCGCAAUCGCACCAUCCUCUCAUGGGUGUGGGAGGAUGAGAGACCCAUCUACGAGACUAUCCCUGGCUCUUCUCCUAAAAUCCAAGAAACGCAUGCCAACUGUCUCCUGUUCGGCGCUUGGAAUGACUCCUCAAAAAGGGGCGAAGGUGAUUCCACUGCCUCCCAAAUCGACUAUAGAGGCGGUGCGUGCAACCCGUUGCCUGGUAACACCCCAAACAAUUGGCUCCCUAAUUUGGCAACACUUAGGACUGCUCUUCUAAGGCGCCUUCUCUACGAUAUGUUUGCCCCACUAAGGAAUGGUAAGCCAAGCUAUGCCAAGGUUCUGCUGCACCCUUCGUCAAAACCCACCUCCAACACUGCAAAGGCGAAUGAGCCAAUAGAGCAGACGGUUGGCGUUGCAAACGACGCGCGAUCUGCCUGUGAACCAAUGGGCGCCCUGCGUUCCGCAGUUGGGCGAACGAAUGAGCGCUCCCCUCGCCGUCCCCAACCGGUAUGGGCGUCUGCUGCAGCAGACCCCGCCCCAAGAGGACCCAGUACUCUACAUGCCAAUGGAAAACCGCCUCGAACCAAACCAAACUCGAACAUGUGCAGACUCCUAAACCCACCACUCGCCAUCAUCAAAGAGCUGUGA
Messenger RNA from Echinococcus granulosus, 2127 nucleotides. RefSeq names its product Transmembrane protein 39A. Bases 1 to 2127 code for a protein of 708 amino acids. Gene Ontology annotation, cellular component: membrane. The record is from RefSeq and is a predicted model, not a curated record. The transcript has 13 exons. NCBI's taxonomy places the organism in Eukaryota, Metazoa, Platyhelminthes, Cestoda, Cyclophyllidea, Taeniidae.